AUGACUGUGUUUUCCAGACUACCAUCUGGCCUCACCGCGCUCUAUGAUCAGAUUCUGUCCCAAAUACUGGAGGAUGAAAGCCAUGGCUUGAGUGAGCACGCUCGGACCGUACUGAGAGUCAUGACAGCAGCCUUCCAGCCACUCACCUUAUGGGAGCUGGCCAUACUCGCGCGUGUAACAGAGGAGACCGCUGAAGAUCGAGAUCUGAUCUUGGAAUAUCUCGACCUCUGCAUUUCGAUCGUCGCAGUAAGGAGAGACGUGGCGUAUUUCGUUCACGACUCUGCCCGCGAGCAUCUGCUGAAACGCCAGGACAUCGUUCCGUCUGACAAAGGCGUGGUCCAUGCCGAGCUCGCGAUAGCAUGCUAUCGCUAUUUGAGCGGUCAAUCACUCAUGAACGAUGACAUAUCAUGCGACUCUUCUACGGACAUAACAGGAAUCGCCAGCACGCUCAUACGUAAGUAUCACAGCUAUCCUGUGGUGUUCUGGUUGGAGCACAUGCGUCUAGCUGGGGAUCGUGUCAUCGGUAGCUUCGAUGUGGAAGAUGAGUUCCUCUCCGAAGACUCUCCGACGCGGCAGAAGUGGCUCGAUCUUUACUGGCAUCGCAGACAUCAACCAUGGGAAAAACAGCCGCUCAACUUUGCGGCAAUACAUCUGGCAGCAUACGGUGGGCUCACCUGGCUGGUACUGUCUCUCCUGAAGAGCAGAGAUCAGGGUGAGAUCAACCGCCGAGACGGACUCGGCUACGAUUGCUUAAUGUGGGUCGCUGGUAGAGGGUGGACGGACGUCGUCAAUGUCCUGGUGGAUCGAUCCGCGAAGCUAGAUACGACGAACGAUCAGCUCUUGACUGCUGUAUAUCUUGCAGCAAUCAAUGGACACGCCCCCACGGUCCGUAUGCUGAUUGAAGCUGGUGCAGAUGUAGAUUGUUGUGAUGCACGAGGCGCAACUCUUGUGCACUGUGUGACGAUGCAUCAGUAUAUCGACAUCCUUCAAUACUUGCUGCUUUCAGGGGCGGAAGUCGACGUACCAGACGCCCGCAACCGUACUGCCAUCUUAUGGGCUUGCAAUGGAGGUCAGCUGGCUGCUGUGAAAGUACUGGAGGAGCAUGGUGCAGAUUUAACUCAGCUGGACAGGGAGGGCAUGACGCUCUUGCACCAUGCAGCUGGGCAGGGCCAUUUAGAGAUCGCUUCGUUCUUGCUCAAGAAGGGUGUGCGCGUUGACUCCAAAUGCUACGGACGGUGGACACCACUACACGAAGCCGCCUGGAACGGAGAAACCAUUAUAGUCGCAUUCUUGCUCAAGAGCGGGCCCAAUCUAGAUGAGCGUACGGGCGAAGGUCACACGGCUUUGCACCAGGCAUCUUGGAAUGGGCACACUGAUUGCGUCAGACUGCUGCUCAAGCAUGACGCUCCUGUCGAUGCGGUCUGCUACGAUGGUAAGACAGCGCUGCACCAAGCUGCUUGGCAGGGUCAUGAUGAGGUGGCGAGGGCGCUUGUUGAUGCGGGUGCCUCCUAUCUCGUGCGUAAUCACGGUGGAAACACCGCGCGCCAUCAUGCGGAGGAGAACGGAGCGGCCGAGCUUGCAGCCUCACUUGCCUUACUCGCUCUGGAUGAAGUAUCGUUGGGUGCUUCUGCAACAAAAAACGCCAACUUGCCCUACGCCCCAAGGGCCCCACCGGAACAUCCAAAGUUCAGCGCUAUCCAUCACAAUGAGCACGAUCCUGCAAUAGAACUGGACCCAGCAAUCAUGGCAGCCAUACCAGGUGAUCCAUUUGCCUGCGACUGUAGUCACCAUGGUCAUGCUGGGUUCUCUGUGCCCUUACGAGUACGAGCGAAGUACUCCGAUGGAACGGAGGUCGUUUUCUUUUGCAAGACUUAUGGUAACCAGGAGAUGUUUCGCAGUGAGUACUUUUCUCUCGAGACCCUGAGCACGACGCUACCAACUUUCUGCCCGAGGCCGCUUCAAUUUGGUCAGAUGCAAGAGACUGAUCACUUCUUCCUUAUGACGGAGUUCAUCGAUGCAGAGUGUACAGGCAACGCCUUGACCGAACGCUCACUGGCCGAAAAGCUCGCGAGUUUGCACGAUCAGCCUGUUCCUAUUCCAGCUGGUCACAGAUCACGUAUGUUUGGAUUCCCAAUGAGUGCAUAUUGUGGCUCAACUCCCCAAGACAACACGUUUUGCGCUUCGUUGGCGGAACUUUUCGCUGAGCGACGACUGGGUUAUAUCAGUCGUCUGUGCCAAGUACGGCAUGGCGCCGAUGAUGAAUUAAGGACAUGGGUGGAUCGCAUGACUGAAAGGGUUGUGCCUGCUCUGCUGCAAGACGGACAUUUGGGGGGAGACAAACCUAUUGUGCCUUCGAUCGUGCACGGCGACCUCUGGAUGGGAAACCAGAUCAAGGGUCGUGUAAGAGGCUGGUCUGGGUUACAAGCCACCACGUAUGAUCCCAGCUCGGUCUAUGCGCAUAACGAAUAUGAAUUUGCCAUUAUGCGUCUGUUCGGCGGAUUCCUGGCUGGAUUCUGGUCCCGGUAUCACGCGAUAAAGCCAAAGACGGAACCCAUCGAGGAGUACGAGGAUCGCACCAGCCUUUACUCAUUGUAUCAUCUGUUGAAUCAUUAUGCCAUGGAUUGUGGAGGCUGGCGAGACGAUGCCAUUGAAGUUAUGAAAGAACUCUGGGAUAAGUAUGGCAAUUGA
Messenger RNA from Recurvomyces mirabilis, 2688 nucleotides. RefSeq lists its product as uncharacterized. Gene Ontology annotation, molecular function: protein binding. NCBI's taxonomy places the organism in Eukaryota, Fungi, Ascomycota, Dothideomycetes, Mycosphaerellales, Teratosphaeriaceae. Bases 1 to 2688 code for a protein of 895 amino acids. The record is from RefSeq and is a predicted model, not a curated record. The transcript has a single exon.